CUAAAUGACAGAACAAAAUUCAAAAAAUGGCAUCAUCAACUUCUAUUCUUUCAAUACCAUCACUUCCAUCCAAACUAUUUUCUCAAAGAAGAUCGAUACAUACAAGAAUAAUGACUUUGGCUAUGAAAAGAGAAGCCAAUGAUCAAAACGAUUAUAAUGGUGGAAAUGUGGACGAAAACAUGAUUAUACUUAGAAAAAGGAUUCAAGAGAUGAAGAUGAUUGAGAAGAAUUACGAGCCACCAGCAGAGUGGAUGGAUUGGGAGAAGAAGAUUUAUGGGAAUUAUAAUUCGAGUAUUUGUGAAGCUAUGGGAUUAUUGCAAUCUUUGUUGAUGAAUACAAGGCCAAGCUUGGCUUUAGGGAUGGUUGUACUUGUUGCAUUGAGUGUGUCCACAUCAACUUUUGUUGUGCUUUUUCAUCUCGUAGAAUUUACUAAAAGGGUUUUGGCUGGUGUUCAUAUUUGUUAAAGACUCAAUAGCAGAAGUAUAUGUAGAAAAGAUGAAGAAAGUUCUUUGUUUUUUUAUUUUUUGUGCGACUACUAUAUGUAUAUGGCUUUAAGAUUGAUUCUUUUGAUUUGUUAAUAUCAUUUGAAGAUUCAAAAUUGAAAUGAAUAAGAAAAUGCUAUUUGUUAUUUGUGGGUCUAGUAUAUUGAAUAUGUAUAAAGUUGAUUUUUUUUCGUUUUGUA
This is a messenger RNA of Nicotiana tabacum (common tobacco), 682 nucleotides long. RefSeq lists its product as uncharacterized. The record is from RefSeq and is a predicted model, not a curated record. NCBI's taxonomy places the organism in Eukaryota, Viridiplantae, Streptophyta, Magnoliopsida, Solanales, Solanaceae.